AUGGGCGACACACCUCUAGCCUCACUGUCUUUCACCCAUGUCCAUUAUAACCCCCAUGAUCCACUGUCUUUUGCAUCAGCAUGGCUCGCCCUAGCCCCCCAGGCGCUGUGCGUCUCUUAUGCUACCCUGAUCUGGGCCUCACGCGAGGUGGAGGUUAUCUUCAUGUUCGGUGGGCAACUGAGUUGUGAGGCAUUGAAUUUUGUGUUGAAGAGGAUUAUCAAGGAAGAGCGACCAAAGGAAAUGUUUGGCAAGGGUUAUGGUAUGCCAUCGUCUCACGCCCAGUUCAUGACCUACUUCGCUGUCUACAUGUCCCUCUUCCUCGCAUUUCGCCAUUCCCCCUCCUACGCGGGCUCCUACCCAUACUCGGAUUUCUUGCUGCGCAGUGCCUUGAUCGUAGGGCUAUGUGCCAGUGCGGUGGCGGUUUCAGCGAGCCGUGUCUACCUGAGCUACCAUACACCCCAGCAGGUUCUGGCGGGCUCUGCAGCCGGCUUCUUGUGUGCGUGUGGGUGGUUCGUAGUGACGGGUCUGCUCCGUCGGUCGGGUUGGGUCGACUGGGCCACUGAAAUGACCCUCUGCCGUCUUUUGAGGGUGCGGGAUCUUUUGGUAAAUGAGGACCUGGCUGAGGCGGGGUGGCAACGGUGGGAAGCUUUGAGGUUGAGAAGACGUGGGGGGUCGAUGAAGAGGUCAGAUUAG
Molecule: messenger RNA, 693 nt
Organism: Penicillium oxalicum
Lineage: Eukaryota; Fungi; Ascomycota; Eurotiomycetes; Eurotiales; Aspergillaceae
Product: phosphatase PAP2 family protein
Exons: 3
Coding region: 1-693 (230 amino acids)
Biological process (GO): lipid biosynthetic process; protein N-linked glycosylation
Cellular component (GO): intracellular membrane-bounded organelle; endoplasmic reticulum membrane
Molecular function (GO): dolichyldiphosphatase activity
Source: RefSeq, a predicted model, not a curated record